Messenger RNA from Alternaria burnsii, 1317 nucleotides. RefSeq names its product atp-dependent rna helicase sub2. The coding region runs from base 1 to 1317 and encodes 438 amino acids. NCBI's taxonomy places the organism in Eukaryota, Fungi, Ascomycota, Dothideomycetes, Pleosporales, Pleosporaceae. Gene Ontology annotation, molecular function: RNA helicase activity; RNA binding; ATP binding. The record is from RefSeq and is a predicted model, not a curated record. The transcript is spliced from 4 exons. Gene Ontology annotation, biological process: mRNA splicing, via spliceosome; mRNA export from nucleus.
AUGUCUCACGAGGAAGAUCUCAUCGACUACUCCGACGAGGAGAUCCAGACGACUGAUGCGCCCGCCAACGGCAGCGCAGCUGCCAGCAAGGGCGGCCUCACCGCUGGUGACGCUGCAGGCGACAAGAAGGGCAGCUACGUCGGCAUCCACUCAACCGGUUUCCGCGACUUCUUGCUCAAGGACGAGCUCGUACGAGCAAUCACGGACUGUGGCUUCGAACAUCCUUCCGAGGUCCAGCAAGUUACCAUUCCCCAGGCCAUUCUAGGAAACGAUGUCCUCUGCCAGGCCAAGUCCGGUCUCGGAAAGACUGCCGUCUUCGUUCUCGCAACUCUCCAGCAGAUGGACGAGAAGCCUGAGCCUGGCGUUGCCACUAUCCUGGUCAUGUGCCACACUCGCGAGUUGGCCUACCAGAUCCGCAACGAGUACAACCGUUUCGCCAAGUUCCUGCCAGACGUCAAGGUUGGUGUCUUCUACGGUGGAACUCCCGUCCAGAAGGACAUCGAGCUCCUGAGCAACAAGGACACUCACCCCCACAUCAUUGUCGGUACCCCCGGUCGUAUCAACGCCCUCGUACGCGACAGGCAUCUUCGCCUUGCCAACCUGAAGCACUUCGUCCUCGACGAGUGCGACAAGAUGUUGGACCAGCCCGACAUGCGCAAUGAUGUCCAGGCCAUCUUCCGUGCCACUCCCCAGCACAAGCAGGUCAUGAUGUUCUCGGCCACCCUCAACAAGGACGUCCGCGUUGUCUGCAAGAAGUUCAUGCAGAACCCGCUCGAGAUCUACGUCGAUGACGAGAAGAAGUUGACACUUCACGGUCUCCAGCAAUACUACAUGAAGCUUGACGAGAAGGAGAAGAACCGCAAGCUCAACGACCUUCUCGACAGCUUGGAGUUCAACCAGGUCAUCAUCUUCGUCCGUUCGACUCUUCGCUGCUCUGAGCUCGACAAGCUCCUUCGCGAGUGCAACUUCCCCAGCACUGCUGUCCACUCUGGAAUUAGUCAAGAAGAGCGUAUCAAGCGCUACAAGGAGUUCAAGGAGUUCCAGACCCGUAUCUGUGUCUCCACUGACAUCUUCGGUCGUGGUAUCGAUGUCGAGCGUAUCAACGUCGCCAUCAACUACGACAUGCCCGACAAGGCCGAUGCCUACCUUCAUCGUGUCGGUCGUGCCGGUCGUUUCGGAACCAAGGGUCUCUCCAUCUCGUUCGUGAGCAGCCCCGAUGACGAGGCUGUCCUCAAGUCGAUCGAAGAGCGCUUCCAGGUCGAGCUCCCCGAGUUCCCGGAGAACGGUGUCGACUCCGGCACUUACAUGGACAACUAG